This is a messenger RNA of Fraxinus pennsylvanica, 3222 nucleotides long. The record is from the annotation of a GenBank genome assembly. Lineage: Eukaryota; Viridiplantae; Streptophyta; Magnoliopsida; Lamiales; Oleaceae.
AUGGCUGCCAAGAUUUUACAUUCUUUGACAGAUGAUAAUCCAGAUUUGCAAAAGCAAGUAGGAUGUAUGAUGGGCAUUUUUCAACUGUUUGAUCGCCAACCUAUUCUUACUGGGAGGCGUAUUGUUGGCCACAGCUCAAAGAGGCUGCCUCCUGGAAAAUCCCACUUCCAUAAUGACAAUUUGGAAACAGACUCUAACACUGCAGAACGAAGAUCAGUGCCAGUGGAAAAGUAUUUGACCAAUAACAUACAAGAGAGACAAAGAGUCUCCACAGAAUUGUCCAGGGCCUCAUUCUCAUCUUCACGUUCAUCUUCUUUCUCUUCUAUAGACUGUAACCAAACCAAUCAAUUAGAACCUGUGUCCUUAGACCGCAUGAUUUUUCCUGAAACUCCUUCAAGAAAUCCAGCAGUGAACAUGCAAAAUUCAUCUCCAAAAUUUAAUCGACAAGCACUUGAUCUUCGGGAUGUCGUGAAGGACUCCAUUUACAGGGAAGUUCAGGGUUUAUCAGUGAAAACCAAAACCUUUGAGGAGGCACCAGAUCUUAUGGUGAAGUUCAAGGAUUUCCCGCGGCAACUACCAAGAAAUACAGAUGGUUCUCAAGACUCAGCUAAAUUUCGAGAAGCACCUUGGUAUCAUAAUGAACCGCGAGAACUUUUAAGAUCACCAUCCUUCCACUCAAAAGAUGGUUCUUCGUUUUCGAUUUCAAAAGAUGCCCCUAGGUUUUCUUCUGAUGGAAGGGAAAUAAGUUACGUACCCUUUGAAUCACGGGACAUUUCCAAAUCUACCCAAAAGCUUAAAGAUCUUCCAAGACUUUCAUUAGACAGCAGAGAGGGUUCACUGAAGAAUUCAAAUGCUAAUUCGAAAUCCAUCUUUCACUUCAAAACUUUGCACAAGGAUAGUGGUGAGUUUAACGGUAAGGUUCAGAGUUUGCAACAAACAUCAGGAAACCAGGCACGGCAGACAAGUGUUGUAGCAAAGCUGAUGGGUUUAGAAACCCUGCCUGAUUCUGUUGUAGCUGGCAGUACCAACUCCAGCUCCGGGAGAACUUAUCCGGUUGAAGAAUUUGUUAACUUUUCAAGGUCAUCUGAGGAAAUGGAUUCAUUGAAACCAAUCCAACUGUCUAGUUCCUCAAAGUUAUGGAAAGAGCCUAGUUCACCACAUGGGAGAAAUCCUGAUUCUGUCAUGAAACAUAUAUCCCGAUUUUCAAUUGAAUCAGCACCAAAGAAGCAGAUUGAUAUGACAAGGCUUACUCGGAAACCAGCCUCUAGAAGUACGAGAGGUUCAGCGAGGGCACCAAACAUCUUUCCUUCUGUUUACAGUGAGAUAGAGAAGAGGUUGAAAGAUCUUGAAUUUGCACAUUCUGGAAAGGACCUGAGAGCACUUAAACAGAUACUGGAAGCAAUGCAGGCCAAGGGACUAUUAGAAACCCAAAAGGAAGGACAAGAUUAUAAUUUCACAUCUCUGAAUGACCACGAGCAAACGUAUACGAGUUCCAGACAGGAUGCAAGAACAGUAAACAGCAGAAAGCUUCAAACUGAUCGAGUUCUUUCAUCCUCCCAAAAGAGGGCCAAUUCUCUGAGACAUUUUGAAUCUCCAAUAAUAAUCAUGAAACCAGCAAAACUUGUUCAAAAAACUGACAUGCCUGCUUCUUCUGUAAUUUCACUGGAUGGCUUUUCUGGUCUACCCAAACUUCAGGGUGGUGAGUUCAUUGAUAACAGAAAGGGUUUAAGUAACGGAAGAGCUGCUAAAGACCAGAUUUUUAAAGAAAGAAACCGAGAAAAUUCUGUUAACCAUGUCCACAUGAGAACAGACAGCAGAAAUUUAAUUACGGCACACGCUUCAGAAAGAUCCCAACAGCUACAUAAAGAAAGCACAUCGGGAUUUAGAAAGAGUUCAGAAUCCAUUAGCCCAAGAAUGCAACAUAAGAAACUAGAGCUGGAAAAGAGGUCUAAGCCACUCAUGCCUUCUGAUUCAAUAAAAUCGAGAAGACAGUCAAACAAUAAACAAGAAGAGUCGAGCUCCUCUGGUGGCCUACGCAGGCCAAACCAUCCCAACUCACUGCAAAAGGAUGACCGCCUGAUUGAGGGCAGCAGCAACUUGAGAAAUUUGAAUAUCCAGAAGAAUGAAAUUUCUGUCCAAUCCAAUAGGGGUAUCAUAUUAGGUUCCAAGAAUGUGGAAGUCAAUAGUUUUGAUGAAAGUUCUCCGGACAUAAUAAUGUCUGCUGAGUUCUUGAUAUCUGGAGUAGUAGAGAAGAAAUCCAACCGGAUGGUGAGUGAAAAAGAACAGGCUGAGGCUGGUGCUCCUCCUGAGUACCCCAGCCCCGUCUCUGUUCUUGACAACAACGUGUCCACAGAUGAUUCACCUUCACCCGUAAAGCACGUAGGGAAGACCUUUAAAGGGGAUGAAUCCAUCGACUCUGAUAGAAUUUUAAACACAGUGGUAGGCAGUUCAGCAAAUUUCAUACCGAACUCCAAGAGAUCCGGUUCUGCCUCUCAAGUUAACGGAAAGAAACUACAGGACAUCGAAAACUUAGUUCAGAAGCUUAGAAGGCUUAACUCGAGCCAUGAUGAAGCACAUACAGAUUACAUUGCCUCUCUCUGUGAGAACCCGGACCCCAACCAUAGAUACAUUUCCGAGAUUUUAUUAGCUUCAGGUCUCCUCCUCAAAGACCUUGGUUCGAGCCUGACAAAUUUCCAGUUUCAUCCGUCGGGACAUCCUAUCAAUCCUGAGUUAUUUCUGGUCUUGGAACAAACUAAGGCAAGCAGUUUACACAAGGAAGAAUGUAGUGCCGAAAAGACAGCACAAUUGCUUACCAAGGAGAAAUUUCAUCGGAAACUCUUCUUUGAUGUUGUAAACGAGAUUCUUGCAAGAAAAUUCACUUUGGUCGGACCCUUCUCCGAACAUUGGUUGAGACCGAAUAAGCUGGCAGGGAAGACCUUGAAUGCACAAAAGCUUCUCAAAGAAUUGUGCUCUGAGAUCGAAGAACUUCAAAAGAAAAUUUCAAAAUGCAGCUUUGAUGAAGAGGACGACGGACUGAAAAAUAUCUUAUUUGAAGAUUUGAUGCAUCAAUCAGAAACUUGGAUUAAUUUCAACGGUGAAAUUUCUGGUGUUGUCGUGGAUGUUGAGCGCUUAAUCUUCAAAGAUUUUGUUGACGAGGUUGUGGUUGGCGCAGUAGCUGGUCUGAAGACCAAACCAAUUCGGCGUAGACAGAUCUUCUCAUAA